Molecule: messenger RNA, 2326 nt
Organism: Rana temporaria (common frog)
Lineage: Eukaryota; Metazoa; Chordata; Amphibia; Anura; Ranidae
Product: alveolar macrophage chemotactic factor-like
Exons: 4
Coding region: 52-414 (120 amino acids)
Biological process (GO): neutrophil chemotaxis; chemokine-mediated signaling pathway; inflammatory response
Cellular component (GO): extracellular region
Molecular function (GO): chemokine activity; CXCR chemokine receptor binding
Source: RefSeq, a predicted model, not a curated record
GGCAGGAACCAGCAAAACCAAUUUACCUUGCAGAAGUUCAUCCACAGCAAAAUGCAUCUAAAGAGUCUUGUUGCAGUAUGUGUGCUGGGAUUUUUUAUGAUGACCGAGGUUGUGGAAGGCCUACAUGUAGAACCGCAUAUGCCAAGUGAGAGAUGUCAUUGCCGUAAACUAACAACAACCCCUAUAAACAGAAAUAUGAUUAAGAAGCUUGAAAUCAUUCCAAAAAGAUCUUAUUGUACAAAGGUGGAAAUUAUAAUAACACUAAAGAAUGACAAGCAACUAUGUGUUGAUCCAAAAGCAAGGUGGUUUUCGGCUCUUCUACCCAAGCUGUACCAGGUUGUGAAACAGAAGCAGGGGAAGCAAGAAAGUGGACAAACUACCAUGCAAACUCCAUAUUCAAACUACAAUGUGUGAUCACUGCUUACAGUGAGGUGUAGGGCAAACUCUUCAAGUGCACAGUCAUGUAUAAAAGCGUAAAAAAAAUAUUGCCAUCACUCUGCUCUUACUCGUAGCAACCUACUGUAUGAGUAGUGGUUAUAUAGUCCAAAUAGUGUAAGCAAGGCCACAAGUAUUUGGUUUUAAAUGAAGAUGAAACAAACAUGGUCAUUUUAUUCAGGUGGAGUCCUUUCUGCUUUUAUUCAAACUUUAUAUGAAAACUGCAUUUAAAUGUAUUUAAUGCUCCAACAAAAAAGAAAUGUUUUUACCAAAAAUUGUUUAAUACAAUAAUUUAUUUCUGGGUAAAUGUAGAUGUAGCACUAAAAGGAAUAAACCUUCCAACUUUUUAAGAUGGGAAAGAGGGCCACAUUUCAGUGCAAAGUAUGUAGGCAAAGGACACACCUGUGCCAUGCCCCUGUGAUAAAUUAUUAUGCAAAAAGGGCUUUUUUUUCCACUCCAUUUUCUUUUUACUGUUUUUUUCAAAUUAAAAAUAUAGAUUAAGCUUUUCAUCCAACCUUUAAACUAUUAUAACACUUAUAACACUAGAAGCAACAGGGUAAACGCAAAAUGUUUAAAGACUAGCAAAAUCAGGCUAUAUUUAAAUCAAAUAAAUGUGAAUUUAAUGAGAUACUGUGAAUGUACAUCUUAUACAGAAUUAAAAAAACAAUGUAUCUUGAUAGGAUUGAAUUUCAAAUUAGUUAAAAGAAAAUGUAUGUUCUCAGAAGCUGCUAAUCUGCUAGCUUCAUUCGUAAAGUGUAAGGUCAGUAAUUAGAGUAUGUCAGGGCUCAAUGAGCAGUUACACAAGAGCCAUUGCAUAACAUGCCUUAUUAGCAGCUCCAAGUAAAAAGCUGAAAGGGACUGUAAAUAUAGUAACAGCACAGACAUGCUGCUCUAAAGUUGCAAGAUCAAGAUUACUUAUUACAUAAUCAGUUUAGGAGGCAAUUGAUUUCACAGCGUUCUAGUUAUAUGAACAUACUAAGGUUGGGGCGUGUGUUUAUUUCAGGGGAAUUGUCAGAAAUUAUUAUAAAUAGUUUUGUAUAUGGUUUUGUACUAGUUAGUGUUUUUUUUCAGAUGUACUAAUACACUAUAUGAUUUUUAACAUUUAGACCUAACUGAUUAACUGAAUGAGUACUUUCAAAAAUUAUGAUUUUGUAAUAAUGGCAUUUGUGUGUGGUUCUCAAAACAACACUUUUCUCUCACUCUGCACAAUCUGAAAGUCCAUCUCUGACUCCUCCGGCCUUCUAUACCAAUGCCAUAAACAUGCUUGCUGGGCUGUUGGUCUUCAGCAAUACAGCAGUGAUGUGUUAUACUUAUUAAAGAACAUGAUGCACUUGAUAGUGUUUGACAGAUGCAUGUGCAUACCUGCCUUGGCCCUGUAUGUGCACACAAAUUCAUUAAAGUCAAGCACCCUUUCCUAUGGUUUUAUCUUGUUUCUGAUUAAAUGUCUCCUCAUUCCACAAAAUCAGAUGAGAAGGGGUUUUAGAUCUUUUAAAUAAAAUUAGUUUUACAAUGUUUUAGUUCAGUUUGGAUUUUUUUUCUUUAAUUUGCAGUGCAUCAGAGGGAAUGUUGACAAACCCUAUAAUGUUAAUUAAUCUGUGUUAUUAUUCCUGUCUACUUUUGUCACUACAUGCUUACAUUUAUCUGAUAUAUUUGUGAUUGUGAAUACCUGAAAAAUAUAUCUAUAUGCAAUCAAGGAGCAGCAUAGUUAAUUUUAUUGUCUGUUGAUAUAUUUAUAAGUAGACAAUAGUCUACUGAUAGCAUAUAAUUAUAGUGUACUUACCACAAUCUUAAACCAAGCACUCUUUUAGACACCCUAAGCCUGCAAAUGAAAUGUUCUGACAUUGAUAACUUACCUUUGUAAUGUUACAAAAAUAAAAUCUUUUAAAACUGA